Rhineura floridana is the source of this 1389-nucleotide messenger RNA. RefSeq names its product C-X-C chemokine receptor type 6-like. Bases 1 to 1389 code for a protein of 462 amino acids. Gene Ontology annotation, biological process: chemotaxis; inflammatory response; immune response. Gene Ontology annotation, molecular function: C-X-C chemokine receptor activity; coreceptor activity. NCBI's taxonomy places the organism in Eukaryota, Metazoa, Chordata, Lepidosauria, Squamata, Rhineuridae. The record is from RefSeq and is a predicted model, not a curated record. Gene Ontology annotation, cellular component: membrane. The transcript is spliced from 2 exons.
AUGUUGGGUGAAAAUGCUGUUGUUGGAUAUGUAACUGCCCUGCAGUCUGUAUUACAUGAUCUCCACAGGUAUUCCAGAGAAUUCCAGAGACUGCCAGUAGAAGGACCUAUUCAUUCACACCAACCAGGAGACUGGGUUCGCAUUCGAAAGUGGCAGAAGGGGUCCCUCAAGGACACAUGGAGUGACCCAAAGUUGAUCUUACUGAGCACUCACGCAGCAGUGAAACUGAACAGAGUGUCAAGGUGGAUCCACGUAAGCAGACUCAAAGCAGCAUCACCACCAGUGGAACCAGUGAAGGAGGUAGCCAAGGACCUCCCAACAGCUGAGGGACAGACGAAGAGUCUUGAAGAUAAGGGGCUACCGGAGGCACUACUGGGUCUCGGCCUGAAGGAGUAUCUCAACACCACAUCUCAUGGAGAAAAUGGCCAUGAGACAUUUUCAGUGUUUAGCAGAGUUUUCCUAGUCAGUAUGUACUCAUUUGCCUGUAUUCUUGGAGUGUCAGGAAAUGCUUUGGUUCUUAUCAUUUUGACUUUCUAUGAGAAAAUUAAGGUGUUGACAGAUAUAUUUUUGGUGAGUUUGGCUAUAGCUGAUUUGUGUUUUCUUUGUACUUUGCCAUUCUGGGCUUAUUCUGCUGCUUGGGAAUGGAUCUUUUACACUUUGCCAUGUCAAAUCAUCCAAGGACUUUACACCCUGAAUCUGUAUGGUUCCAUGUUAACCCUUACCUGUAUAACCAUCGAUAGGUAUUUUUCUAUUGUUCACGCCACUAAAGUUCACACUAGUCAAGCCAAAAGAAUAGUCUGGGGCAAAGUAGUUUGCAUUUUGGUUUGGAUGAUUUCCCUGACAUUUGCGUUACCCCAAUUUUUGUUUAGUAUGCAGGCUGAAGCUGAUAAAAAGGUAUGCAUUGCAAAAUACUCUACGCGCUUUUUGGAGUUGUUCACAGAAGUAAUUCAGAUAGUUCUUGGAUUCUUCUUACCUAUGUUGGUCAUGGUUAUUUGUUAUUCGAUGAUUAUGAAGACAUUAUUUGAUGCCAGGGGUUUCCGCAAGCACAAAUCCUUAAAAAUAAUAUUUGUUAUAGUUGUGAUGUUCAUUUUUACACAGACACCCUUAAAUCUCUUAAAACUCAUUCGGACUGUAUACCAGAGUGUCAUUCUGGAUGAAGGGUUUGAUUAUGCUUUAAUCAUAACAGAAGCCAUUGCUUAUUUCCAUAGCUGUCUCAACCCUGUUCUCUAUUUCUAUAUCGGGGUGAAGUUCAGGCAGAAUUUGGCAAAAAAAUUUAAAAGCAUUGGAGGUGUUAAACCUCAACAAAUCGUUAUGAAACAAACCACUGAGGAUAAUGCUGCUAUAUCAAGGCUUACCUCAGAACAACAGAUAGAAAGCCCAAUUCCCUAA